Molecule: messenger RNA, 2268 nt
Organism: Gekko japonicus
Lineage: Eukaryota; Metazoa; Chordata; Lepidosauria; Squamata; Gekkonidae
Gene: SRP72
Product: signal recognition particle 72kDa
Exons: 18
Coding region: 5-1912 (635 amino acids)
Biological process (GO): SRP-dependent cotranslational protein targeting to membrane
Cellular component (GO): signal recognition particle, endoplasmic reticulum targeting
Molecular function (GO): protein binding; 7S RNA binding; ribosome binding
Source: RefSeq, a predicted model, not a curated record
CAAAAUGGCGGCGGGCGCGGGUAGUGGAAGCGGCGCCGGCGCGGCAGAGGCCGCUUCUGUAGCUUCACUCUGGAGCGAAGUGAACCGCAGCGGCCAGAACGGCGACUUCGGGCGCGCUCUCAAGUCGGUCAAUAAGAUACUGCAAGUCAACAAGGACGAUGUGACUGCUCUACACUGCAAAGUGGUUUGUCUUAUCCAAAGUGGAAGUUUCAAGGAAGCCCUCAGUGUGAUUCACACCCACACCAAAGUUCUGACCAGUGAUUUGAUAGCCUUUGAGAAGGCUUAUUGUGAAUACAGGUUGAACAGGAUUGAAAAUGCCCUGAAGACCAUUCAAGGGGCCAGCCAGCAGACAGACAAGCUUAAGGAGCUUUAUGGACAAGUGCUGUACAGAUUGGAACGUUACGACGAGUGCUUAGCCGUGUAUCGGGAUCUCAUUCGCAACUCCCAAGACGACUAUGAAGAGGAACGAAAAACGAACCUUUCGGCAGUGGUUGCUGCGCAGAGCGCCUGGGAGAAAGUGGUCCCAGAAGAUCUGGGCCUCCAAGAAGCUACCUACGAGCUGUGCUAUAAUGCUGCGUGUGCAUUGAUUGGCCAAGGCAGGCUGAAUGACGCUGUGAAAAGCCUUCAGAAAGCAGAAGAGCUGUGUCGUCAGUCUCUUGCAGAAGACUCGGAUGUGACUGAAGAAGAUAUCGAGUCUGAGCUGGCGAUCAUUCGUGGCCAGAUGGCUUAUAUUUUGCAGCUGCAGGGUCACACGGAGGAAGCUCUGCAACUCUACAAUCAGAUAAUCAAACUGAAGCCAACAGAUGUGGGAUUGCUUGCAGUCAUUGCCAAUAACAUCAUUACCAUCAAUAAGGACCAAAAUGUUUUUGACUCAAAGAAAAAGGUGAAGCUGACCAAUGCAGAAGGCGUGGAGCAUAAACUCUCCAAAAAGCAGCUCCAAGCAAUAGAAUUCAACAAAGCUUUGCUGGCCAUGUACACCAACCAGGCCGAUCAGUGUCGCAAAUUAUCAUCAAGUUUAGAGUCGCAGAGCCCCGAACACCUCCUUCCUGUGUUAAUCCAGGCGGCUCAGUUGUGUCGUGAGAAGCAGCAUACCAAGGCAAUAGACCUUCUGCAGGAGUUUGCAGAUCAGCACCCCGAGAAAGCAGCAGAGAUUAAGCUGACCAUGGCGCAGCUGAAAGUGGCUCAAGGCAACAUUACCAAAGCAUGCGUCAUCCUGAGGAGCAUAGAAGAACUAAGGCAGAAGCCAGGCAUGGUUUCGGCCUUGGUCAUGAUGUACAGCCACGAAGAAGACAUCGAUAGCGCCAUCGAGGUCUUGACACAAACCAUUGAGUGGUAUGAAAAAUCCCAGCCAAAGUCUUCAGUUCAUUUGUUGCUCAUCAGGGAAGCGGCUAACUUUAAGCUGAAGCAUGGCCGGAAGAAGGAAGCCAUCCGCGAUCUAGAGGAACUGUGGAAGCAGAGCCCAGAGGACAUCCAUACCCUGGCCCAGCUCAUCUCGGCAUACUCCUUGGUCGAUCCCGAGAAAGCUAAAGUCCAAGGAGACGUUGUUAAGAAGAAGAAGAAGAAAAAGAAAGGAAAACUGCCAAAGAACUACGAUCCUAAAGUGGCUCCCGACCCGGAGCGCUGGCUUCCGAUGCGGGAGCGCUCCUACUAUCGGGGGAGGAAGAAGGGAAAGAAGAAGGAUCAGAUUGGGAAAGGGACCCAAGGGGCGACGUCUGCAGCGUCCUCUGAACUGGAUGCCAGCAAGACCGCCAGCAGCCCCCCUACAUCCCCGAGGCCCGGCACCGUCACAGCAGUCCCCUCCGCGUCGACAAGCAACAUGAUACCCCCGAGACACCAAAAGCCUGUCGGCGCAGCAGGAACCAAGAAGAAACAGCAGCAGAAGAAAAAGAAAGGCGGGAAAGGAGGCUGGUGAUCAUGGGAAGUGGGUUGUUGCGUUUUAAUUUCCCCUCCCAUUGUGAAAACCAAGAGCAGAAUAAAGGACAACAAAAAGCCGGGUUGGCCUGUAUGCAUGUCUCUCACCCCCGCUUCCUUUUUGCACUCAGCUCUUUGCAGUUCCUUCAUGUCACUUGUCGGAGGGACUGUACACAGCCGAACGAUCCAGGUCUUGACCGCUGGUGGAAGGUAUUUCAGUAUCAAAGUAAGAACUUUGCCUCUUGUAACUCGUCCACCAGUCAUUGGAAUUGGUCCGGAGGAGCCGUUCUGCUAGCGGAGGCAGUUUCCUCCAGCCGCAGUGCCUUCCCCUGGCACAAGAGGGCCUGAGCUUUGGAG